This is a messenger RNA of Ichthyophthirius multifiliis, 1023 nucleotides long. RefSeq lists its product as hypothetical. Lineage: Eukaryota; Ciliophora; Oligohymenophorea; Hymenostomatida. The record is from RefSeq and is a predicted model, not a curated record. The transcript is spliced from 5 exons.
AUGAAAUUACCAAAAGAAGAUAAGAUUGAUUUAUGUUUAAUUCAAUAAUUUUUAGUUUUGUAGAUUUAUUUACCUUUUUCAUCUCCUUGGAGUUUAGAAAUAGUUAUAGCAGAUACAUCAAAAACAAAAAGAAGAAUUAAUUUAGUCAGUGCUUUAAAUAAAAUAGAAAAAAAAUUUUUUCAUGUAAAAGUCCCUAAUGAUAUAAUAAAACAUGGAACCUGGAUGAAUUUAAGUAUUGAUGUAAAUAGCUUUAUGGAAGUUUGGAAAGGAUAAACUUUUAGAUCUAUUGAUAGUGUAAUUAUAGGGUCUCAUUGUAAAUUAAGAAGAAUUUUUACAAUGAGGAGUCCUUUAUUUGAAUAUGGAGAGGAAGAAAAUUAAUUAUCAUAAUAAUAUUAUUGUUCAUAAUUAUUAGAAGACGUGCCUAAAAAUAUUAACUUUCCUCCAGGAAUUUAGUAUAUAAAUCAAAUAAUAAAUUAUUAAAAAAUAGAAGAAAAUGUAGAUUAAAGGUUAAUAGAAAAUAGUUAAAAUAAUAAUAUAGAAUCACUCAUAAUAAUAAAUAAUAAAAGUAUUCCUUAAAAUAAAACCGGAAUUAAAAAACUUAAAAUAUAGAAUAAAUAAAAGGGUCUACUAAUUCUAAUUUUAUAUAAUAACAAAACAUUUUAAAACCUAAAAUUUCUCCAUAAAAAUAAUAAGGUUUAUAAAACAAAGUAGUUUAAAGCAAAACUUAUUCCUAAAAAAAUAAUAGAAGUUAAGAAAAUAAAGGUGAAAUAAAAUUAAAAAGUACCAAAUAAUUAGAAAGCAUGAAAUAAUCGUAAAAUUAAUAAUUUUCUGAUUUCGAAGAAUAAAAAGACUAAUAUUCGAAUAAUUUAUAAAGUUCAUAAAAAUAAAAUCAAACAAAGCCUUAAUCUUAAUAAACAAAUCCUUGGACUACUUUGAAAAAUUAAGAAAUAUAAAAGAAAUAAAAAAGUCCUUUUACAUUAACAAGAAAAGAAAAAUCACUAAAAAAAUAAAUAAAAGAAAAAA